AUACAUUUGCCUUAAUCCUUUUCACAGAAUCUAUAUUAUUUAUUUUCAGUUAUUUUUGCCACUAACAGUCUGAAACUGUAAGAAUGCCAAAUAGUAGUUCAAUAACUAAAUCUUAUGUUUAUUCUAAAAUAAAUUCUGUUCGGUGGAAACCAUCUGCAUCUACAUUCAGCAAGCCAGAAAUUUUCAUCAGUGGCUCAUGGGACAAUGAGGAUAACAAAGUUUGUGUGUGGAGGUGUGCCAGUGAAGGAGACCCUCAGUUACUACAAGAGAUUUCUCAUGCUGGAGAUGUUUCUGACAUAACUUAUAUAUCAAGAGACACAGCAGCUGUGGCCAGCAGCAAUGGCAGUGUGUCUCUCUACAAACAUGCGGAUGACACCAACAAAAAUCUUUCUCUGAGCCAGUGCUUCAAACAUGCCCAUCAUUUCCAGUCUGGCUCUCAGGCCCCGUGCACCAGCGUUGCCAGUGAUGGCUGCCUCAUAGCCACUGUGGGUGAGGAUGCAAGACUCCUGCUGCUUAGUCCUGGCCAGCAUGAGCCCCACAGAAUUAUAGACAGCGGUAGCGACAGCAGCGAGUACGCCGUGACGUUCAUUAAGACCAAUGAGGUGCUCACUGGAAGCCUUCAAGGCCAUCUCAGGCUCUGGGACAUACGCAAGGCUGGCAACAUCCCUACUGUUACCAUGAUAACGACUGAUCAGGAAUGGAUCCGGGACGUAAGCUGUCACCCUAGCCAGCAGCACGUGGUAGCAGCCGCAGGGGAGGCGGGCGCACUCACCCUAUGGGACAUGCGAAACACAACGCAGCCUUUCACGUCCAUCUCCGCUCACUCUGCACCUGUGCUAGAGGCGCGCUUCCACCGCAACUCUCCCGACCACAUCUUCACAUGCGGCCUCGAUGGUCAGCUCGUGCACUGGGACGUGUCGUACCACUCAGCUCGAUCAUUAUUAGAAGGAACUGGGGGCGGGGGCUUGGUGACGUCAUGGCUGCACCCCAGCGUGGCGCGUGGUGACGUGACGACGACGGCGCUCAUCAACGCGGGGCCGCUGCCGCUCAACAGCGUCGACGUGCAGGGCGACGUGGCUGUCGCAGCCUCGGACAACGAGGCACUUUUCGUGCUCAGAAAUCUCGUCAUGUGCUGAGGCUGUACACGCAGAAUGUGCUGCCGUCAUACAAGCAAUUCUGAUAGUCUGAUCCCUCACUGCGAGGGAUCAGAAAGAUAGUGAUCCCACUCACUGGUCGCAGUGCGUCUGACACUGCGACCUGAAGCAUCAGCGUUUCUUGGUUAAAUUUUUACUUUCAU
Molecule: messenger RNA, 1297 nt
Organism: Hyalella azteca
Lineage: Eukaryota; Metazoa; Arthropoda; Malacostraca; Amphipoda; Hyalellidae
Gene: Nup43
Product: nucleoporin Nup43
Exons: 8
Coding region: 84-1136 (350 amino acids)
Cellular component (GO): nuclear pore outer ring
Molecular function (GO): protein binding
Source: RefSeq, a predicted model, not a curated record